This is a messenger RNA of Harpia harpyja (harpy eagle), 1743 nucleotides long. RefSeq names its product cytochrome P450 2J4-like. The record is from RefSeq and is a predicted model, not a curated record. Gene Ontology annotation, biological process: arachidonate metabolic process; xenobiotic metabolic process. The transcript is spliced from 9 exons. Lineage: Eukaryota; Metazoa; Chordata; Aves; Accipitriformes; Accipitridae. Gene Ontology annotation, cellular component: intracellular membrane-bounded organelle; cytoplasm. The coding region runs from base 88 to 1560 and encodes 490 amino acids. Gene Ontology annotation, molecular function: iron ion binding; heme binding; oxidoreductase activity, acting on paired donors, with incorporation or reduction of molecular oxygen, reduced flavin or flavoprotein as one donor, and incorporation of one atom of oxygen.
UUGUGAAAAAACAGGUUGAGCAACCAGCCUUAAGAGCUUCAAUAGACUAUUUUCAAUAAAGACAAGCUGGUAAAAGCAACCGUUAAAAUGUUGCUAAUAAGUCAAGUUCUUAUAGUAUUGGCUGUAUUUCUUCUAAUUAUGCAGUUUUUUAAGUUGCAACAAGUACGGAGACGGCUUCCUCCUGGACCAAUCCCUCUCCCAAUUUUUGGGACCUUGAUACAGCUGAACUUUCAGUUUAAUCGUGAUCUCCUCAUGAAGCAGGCAAAAAUUCAUGGCAACAUAUUCACCUUAUGGUUUGGAUGGGCCCCAGUGAUCGUACUGAAUGGAUAUCAAGCAGUUAAGGAUGGUAUGACCACGCACCCUGAAGAUGUUUCUGGAAGGCUAGUGACUCCUUUCUUCAGAGCAAUGGCCAAAGGAAAAGGGAUUAUGUUGGCAACUGGUCACACCUGGAAGCAGCAGAGAAGGUUUGCACUGAGGACUCUACGCGACCUUGGUCUGGGGAAAAGAGGUCUGGAGCAUCGAGUUCAAGAAGAGGCCAAAUACCUGGUAGCCUUCUUUGCAAGUAUGAAAGGGAAACCUCUGGAUCCUUCUUUCCCUAUCGUUCAUUCUAUCUCAAAUGUAAUUUGUGCUGUCGUUUUUGGACAUCGCUUCUCCAGAGAGGAUGAAGGUUUCCAUGAACUGAUUAGAGCCACAGAGCAUCUGUUCAAAUUUGGAGGCAGCUUUAUUCAUAAUCUGUAUGAAAUAUUCCCCUGGUUGAUGUGCCAUCUCCCCGGUCCUCAUAAGAAGGCAUUGUCUUGCUAUGACAUCCUGAGCUCUUUUACAAGGAGAGAGAUCAGAAUGCACAUGGAGCGUGGGAUACCAGAUGAACGGCAGGAUUUCAUUGACUUUUACCUGGAUCACAUUGACAAAUCCAAAGAUGAACCCAGGUCCACAUACAAUGAAGACAACAUGGUUUAUUCUAUAAAUGACCUUUUCUUGGGUGGAUCAGAGACAACAAGCACUACUUUGAACUGGGGCCUGCUCUAUAUGGUGGCAAAUCCAGACAUUCAAGAGAAAGUGCAGAAGGAGCUGGAUGCCGUUCUGGGUCCUUCCCAGUUAAUCUGCUACGAGGAUCGGAGAGAACUGCCCUACACAAAUGCUGUGGUUCAUGAGAUCCAACGCUUCAGCAACAUUGUCUCAGUUGGUAUGCCCAGAGUGUGUGUGAGGAACACUACAUUGCUUGGCUUUCCCCUCAAAAAGGGCACCAUAGUUCUUCCAAAUAUUGCUUCGUCUUUGUAUGACCCAGAGCAAUGGGAAACACCUCAACAGUUCAACCCUGGUCACUUCUUGGAUAAGGAUGGGAACUUUGUGAGCCAAGAAGCCUUUUUACCAUUCUCUAUAGGGCAUCGUGUGUGUUUGGGGGAGCAUCUAGCGAGGACCGAGCUCUUUAUUUUCUUUGCCAACCUGCUGCGGGCAUUCACCUUCCAGCUCCCCGAGGGGGUGACGAAGAUCAACACAGAGCCUAUUUUAGGGGGUACGCUGCAGCCGCACCCAUACAGAGUUUGUGCCAUUCCACGCUAGGGUGGACAUGUGCAGUAUGUCACAAACAGUCUAUUAAGCAAUCUUAUUUACUUUUGUGAAUGUAUAUUUUGAGACCAUAUAAGGUUUUUGUCUUGGAUAUGAAUUUUUGCUCCAAAGGCCACCUUUUGUCUACAACAGGUGAUUUUGUUCAGACCCUGUUACCCGCUCUUGAAGGUGAUUUUU